GAAGAAGAAGUAUAACCUCCUUAACUUCAUAAAUGAUCGUUUUAUCAUUCAAAUCAUACUAUAACACUGAACAUGUUUUUAAAAAGUCAACUAGCGUUUUUAAUGAAAACACAUGUUAACCAUAAACAAAUACGACACGUGAGUUUAAAAAGAAUUGGUACGUGGUACUCAUCAUUGGUGAAGCCCAAAAAUGCGGGACCACCUUACAAACACAUUGUACAAAUUGGUGAUCCAAUUUUGAGAUCUCCGGCCGAUAAAGUUCCUGCCGAUUUAAUCAAGUCUGAAGAAAUUAGCCUGUUAAUAAAACUUAUGAAAAAGGUGUUAAAACUGCAUGAGUGUGUGGGUUUAUCUGCUCCUCAAAUUGGUGUACCCUUACAAAUAUUUCUUAUGGAAUUUAAUGAGAAACAUGCUAAAUUAUAUGAUGAGAGGGAAUUUAAAAAUAAAGAAAUGUCUUUGCAGCCUCAAACUGUGAUCAUAAAUCCAGAAAUAAAGAUUAUUGAUUAUAAAAAAGUUGUUUAUUCAGAAUCAUGUGGAAGUGUUAAAGGACUGUAUGCAGAUGUUCCUAGGUUUAAGUCGGUUCUUUUGAAAGGUUUGGAUGAAAGUGGAAAACCAAUUGAAUUAACCAGAAGUGGCUGGAUAGCUAGAAUAAUCCAACAUGAAAUGGACCAUUUAAAUGGCAUUUUAUACACUGACAUUAUGGAAAGAAAAUCAUUAACUUGUGGAUGCUGGAAUGUCAUUAAUGAAAGGGGUGGUAAAGUUGAAUUACCAUAUGGUCCUGUGUAAUAUAUUGAUAUAUUUAUAUAAAGAAAUUAAUUAGAUCAAAA
Molecule: messenger RNA, 824 nt
Organism: Aethina tumida (small hive beetle)
Lineage: Eukaryota; Metazoa; Arthropoda; Insecta; Coleoptera; Nitidulidae
Product: peptide deformylase, mitochondrial-like
Exons: 3
Coding region: 73-783 (236 amino acids)
Biological process (GO): peptidyl-methionine modification; N-terminal protein amino acid modification
Cellular component (GO): mitochondrion
Molecular function (GO): peptide deformylase activity
Source: RefSeq, a predicted model, not a curated record